UAUAUAUUUAGCAACCAUUGACAAUGUCAACUUCCGACAAACAAGACACUCUCGUAUCAUAAAUACCCAAUUUCAGUUGAAUGAAGAGACCCAUCCAAGUCGAUCGAGACUGCGUCUUAACAGACAGGGGCGGCAUCAUCGAAAACAGCCAUGGCGUCCAUGUCGCCAUCACAGACUCCAACGGCAAGCUUCUCUUUUCAGUCGGCAACCCAUCGAGAGUAACCCUCGCUCGAUCGGCUGCAAAACCUGCCCAGGCGCUUGCCGUCCUCGAGACAGGUGGUUUUGAGCAGUCAGGCUUCGACGAUGCCGACUUGGCCCUCAUGUGCGCAUCGCAUAGCAGCGAAGAGAGGCAUAUCACACGCGCUAGGAAGAUGCUAGCUAAGGCUCAAGCAGAGGAGAGCCAUCUCCGCUGCGGUGGCCACGCUGCAGGAUCCGACGAAGUCAACCGAGCAUGGAUCAAGGCGGACUACACGCCAACCGGAAUAUGCAACAAUUGUUCGGGAAAACACGCUGCGAUGUUGGCUGGCGCUCGAGCGUUAGGAGCAGAUCUAACGGAUUAUCAUCUACCUGAUCAUCCGAUGCAAAAGAAAGUAAAGCAAGUCGUGGAGAGCCUCUGUCCUAAUCCUGACUCUAUCCAAUGGGGCAUUGAUGGGUGCAACCUUCCAGCGCCGGCAUUUCCUCUCCACUACUUGGCACGGAUAUUCGCCAUCUUUGCUGAUGCGGCAGAUCUUUUGGACAAAGAGGGCCCAGGAGUAUCUACGCGGACUCGGAACUCGGCACGUAUCUUCCAUGCAAUGACCAGCCAUCCAGAACUUGUUGGCGGGACCGGACGAUUCUGUACUGCGCUCAUGGAGAAAAACCGAGGGCAGAUGAUUGGAAAGAUCGGUGCAGAUGCAUGCUACGGUGUGGGAAUCCGAGAAUCCGAGCAGACAAGACGCCUUGGGGCUGACGGCGCAAUCGGAAUUGCGGUCAAGAUCGAAGACGGCAGUCUGGACAUUCUAUAUGCCGUGGUCGUGGAGGUGCUAGAGCAGUUGCAAAUCGGGACGGUUGAAGUUGGAAGCGAAUUGGAAAGGUUCCACCACCUGCAGCUGAAGAACACUAUGGGAGUUGUUACUGGUCGUGCAUCGUUCAGUUUCAAGGUUCAAUCUGUUUGAAAAGGAUAGCUAGUACAAGUCAAUCAGGUUCUAUGUUCAUACGGCGGAAGGAGUCAACAUAUAGAAAAUCUAAACAUGACCACCCUUCGGCGUUUUACAC
Ilyonectria robusta is the source of this 1254-nucleotide messenger RNA. RefSeq names its product L-asparaginase II. Lineage: Eukaryota; Fungi; Ascomycota; Sordariomycetes; Hypocreales; Nectriaceae. The record is from RefSeq and is a predicted model, not a curated record. The transcript has a single exon. The coding region runs from base 81 to 1154 and encodes 357 amino acids.